Chaetomium fimeti is the source of this 1118-nucleotide messenger RNA. RefSeq lists its product as uncharacterized. Bases 202 to 969 code for a protein of 255 amino acids. The transcript has 2 exons. NCBI's taxonomy places the organism in Eukaryota, Fungi, Ascomycota, Sordariomycetes, Sordariales, Chaetomiaceae. The record is from RefSeq and is a predicted model, not a curated record.
AUACACGGUCUACGCCGGCCCCAACUUCAACCACAUCGUCCAAUUCCGCCCGCAGUCCCUCCAUCCCGGCGCCAAGACCACCACCCUCGUCCCGGACGUGUGACGUGUCCUUCAAGCAAACCCUCGGCCACGACUUGACUAGGUACCUUACCCACCACUCAGGCUACGUGACUGGCCGAAAACCGCUGCUCGUUCGAUAUCAUGGCCACCCCCAUCCAGGUCCAGGGCAUCAGCCACCUGGAAUUCCUCUUCACCCACGGCUUCCCAGAGAACUCGCCCGCCAACAAGGCCUGGCGCAAGAACCUCGUCCAGGACAUGGCAAGGCUUUUUGCGCGAACGUGGAAGGCGCCGCAGGCGGUUGGCCAAGCCGCGCGUGAGCGCAUGGCGAAGAGAUUUGAAAAGGAGUUGCGGGCUUUGUUGAGCGCUUUGCCUGAGAGGUUUCACGCGGUCAUUUGUGGUGUGCUCGCGGCCCUGCCGAGGAUUUUGACACUUCCGAUGGUUUUGUUGCAUAACGACCUGAGUGGGUUUAAUAUCAUGGUGGAGGAGGAAGAGUGCCGUUUGGUUGGUGUCAUUGACUGGGCGGCGGCGGCGGAGAUUGGGCCGUUCGGGAUGAACCUCCAUUCGGCGCAGGACCUGAUGAGCAAGGUGCACUUGGAGGACGGCCGGAUUAGGUAUGAGGAUUAUGAUGACUUGGAGCGCUCGUUCUGGGAGACAUUGAGCGAUGAGGUUGGCGGGCUGAGCGACGGCACUAUCAAGGCUAUCAAGGCGGCAAGGGUCCUGGGGUUGCUGCGGUCUUGCGGCUUUACCAGCCAGCUCGCGAAUAUGCCGGAUCGGAUGCCGAUCAGGGAUGAUGACGGUGGGAGGUCCAACAUAAUGAUACUUGACGGGCUGCUGGUGAACCCAGCUACCCGGUUUGAGGAGUUGAAUGAAUGGCUCGACAAAGAAUGGAGAGGCAAGGGCCCGGGUUGAGCUAAAAAGGGGCGAGCUGCAUGGUACUAGCUAGCUUCGAUGAGCGUAGCCUUGAGGUUGCCCACAAUCUCCAGUUGAGGGGGAGGUUUGCCUGUACUAAAGACCUUGUGGUUCCCGGGAGUCAUCUUUCGUACCGCUGUAUUUCAGGC